Messenger RNA from Macrosiphum euphorbiae (potato aphid), 273 nucleotides. The record is from the annotation of a GenBank genome assembly. Lineage: Eukaryota; Metazoa; Arthropoda; Insecta; Hemiptera; Aphididae.
AUGUGCCUUGUUUGUCGUGAAUUAAUUUCUGUAUUGAAAGAAUACAAUAUUAAACGGCAUUAUGAAUUCAAGCAUAAAGUUAAAUAUGACUCCUUAUACGGACAGUUAAGAGAAAUUGAAGUUAAUAAACUACAAAAAGCUCUAACCGGAGAACAAACGAUCUUUUCAAAAAUAACUACUCAAAAUAAAGCCAUAAUUUCUGCUAGUGUGAAUGUAGCUAUGUUAAUUGCGAAAGAGGGAAAACCAUUUACAGACGCAGAAAAUGUGUACUAA